CCCGGUCUAGACUCUGUCAUUCUGUCAUUAGAUCCUCAGAGAGAGAAGCAGGCGCUCGUCUCUUUUCCAUUUGUCUCCUUGUCUCCGCUGGACGCGCCACCAUGACGCACGUCGCUCCCCUCGUCGCUCUCAUUUUCGCAUCAUCUCUCCUGAGCUGCGGCGCCUCGGUCUCCUGCACCUGGACCAAAGUUUUCCCCAGCUCCGAGGUUCACAUCAGCUUCCUCCGGAGCGAGCCCGAGCCCGGACCCGGACCCGGUCCUGCCGCAUCAUCUCUGCGGCUGUACCACAGCGUCUGGUCCGGGGAGCGCGCCCUGCUCGGCUGCGUCUGGAGCGACGACGCGGCGGUGACCCGGGACUACUGGUCCCUGUGCGGAGAGCGCACUCCACAGGAGGAGUUCUCCCGACACCCGGGGGAAGGCUUCGACCUGGACUCCCUGUCAGAGGAGCAGUGCGUCUCCCUGUCCUCUCCGGGGCUCACGGAGCUCCAGGGGCGCGCAGGAAGGAGGCCGGUGAGGAGCGCCGGUGAUGGAGGCGACGGGUCAGAGGUCAGGAUACAUCGCCGUGUGAAGAGGGGCUUCAUCGUUCCCGGGACCCUGUGGUGCGGCUCUGGCAACAAGGCGCCGUCAUAUGAAGAUCUGGGGGCGUUCUCGGACACGGACAGCUGCUGCCGGGAACACGACCAGUGCAAACACUCCAUCUUAUCGUUCAACUCCAACUACGGCGUCUUCAACAGUAACAUCUUCACCAUGUCUCACUGCGACUGUGACCACAAGUUUCAGAGCUGCCUGAAGGAGGCCAACGACAGCAUCUCCAGCGUGGUCGGCUACACCUUCUUCAACCUGCUGAAGAUGCACUGCUUCAAGUUCUCCCACCGGCUCCAGUGCAUGGAGAGGAACUGGUUCGGGAUGUGUAAGGAGACUAAAAUGGCUCUGUACGCUGAGGUCUACCCACCCACCCUGUACGAGUGGAACACAGAGGACUCCGUCAACUCCACCAGCUCCACUGACUCCACCACCGACUCCACCAUUGACCCCACCACACCAGCCCUGGACCUGGACCCGGAGACCAUCACCUCAGAGCCGAAGGUCUUCACCGCCCCUACGCAUUCACCCAGCUCCACCUCCUCCUCCACCUCCACCUCCAGCUCCUCCACCUACACCUACACCUCCAGCUCAAGCUCCUCCUCCACCUCCUCCUCCACCUCCUCCUCCUCCUCCUCUUCCACCUCCUCCUCCUCCUCCUCUUCCACCUCCACCAUCUCCUCCUCCACCUCCUCCUCCACCUCCAGCUCCACCUCCACCUCCUCCUCCACCUCCAGCUCCACCUCCACCUCCAUCACUAGCAUCUCAACCUCCACCAGCAGUAACACAUCAGCAGCAGCAUCGACGCCUGAGAGGAGAACAAACCAAACGGAGCAUGAAGCUCGUAUCACAGAGUUCCAGAUCAUGACAUGUGGCGUCUUUAAGGAUCUUGAUCAGUGCAGGAAUAAGAUUCUGCCCGAGCAGAAGAUGUACGGCCUCCACAACUCAGAGCCCACGACUCUGUAUCACUGCAACUGCACCAGCAGAUUGUUCCAGACUUUGUCUAAACAGAGACGACUGACUGAAGUUCAGGCUCUUCUGCUGGGACACGUGUCUCGGUCCUGCUUCCUGCCCCGGGACUGCACGGCGGGCGACACCAGCUGCACAGCGGUUGUGGUGACAGCUGACCUUCCCGAGCUGGAGCCCAGUGCAGCGGUGGAUGAGCAGCGCCAUCUUCAGGCCGUGCAGCUGAAGAUCAGGAGGCCAAACACCAGGCGAGCAAAGAGGAAAGACCGAGCUUUGAGGCUCCACAAACUCUGCCUCAGGAUGAUCCGGCCCAGACAAACGAGCAGAAAACGAGGUCAAACCACGUCGAGAGGCCGAGCGCUGGUCUGAAUGUUAAUAUUAUACCAGGGAUUCAAAGUGUUCAGCCUGAUGUUAGUGCAUAGACAUCAAAUAGAACCUGUCUGUGUUUGCCUUUUCACUCUAGUAGUUGGUUGUUUUCAUUUCAUUCCAGCAACUGUAUCUUUAAAUUAAGAAAGAAAAUAAGUAAUAAUUGCUGGAAUAUUUUAAAGAUGGCCUGCAAUUAAUAAAAAGUGAAAUGAAUAUGGAUAAAAUAACAUUUAAAUGAAUAAGCUUAUUCUGAACACUUUGGUUCCCUGUGAACUGAAUAUUGUAUUAUUGUUGUGCAGUGUUAUGUAUUUAUUUGGGAUGCACUGUAGUUGUUGAGGCCAAACUGUUUGUUGCAUCUAUGGAACAAACUCACCAGCUCAUUUAGGACGAUAAAAGUUCUCCUAAGCUGUAACAGACCUCUUGGCUAGGAAUGGCACACAUGCAACUAAUAACAUUAAUGGCGGCCGUGUUGCGUUCAGGUGUGCCAGGUCCAGAUCCCUGCGAUUAUUCAUGCUGGAUCACUGUAAUGACUCACCGGGACACUCGAUACGACCGAGCCAUGGUCAACGUGAUUAGUUACACCUGUGUGAGAUAUCCGCCAUGAGAGCGCUUUCUGUUUUUAUCUGGGACGGCAACAACAACAAGUUUUAACUGAUGUUUUAAUUGGGACAUGCCUUCAGUAUUAAAACCCACAAGGUUUAAGAUUUGUCUCAGACACAGUUCAGAGCGAAAAGAAGGAUUUAAACCUAAUUCAUAGCAAUGUGCAUUUAAAGUGCCACACAGUUAUUAUGUUGGAGAAUAAUGGUAAAUCCUGUCUGUAUUGUGUUAUUGACGUGUCAGAACACACUGUAAGUAUUUGCACUGUUUUAUAUGAGUUGUAGAUAGAUGUAAUUAUGUUGUUAGUACAGAUAUGAAAAGGGAUAUGAAAUGUGUAAAUAUGUGUAUAUAAAGAAAUAUAUAGAAAUGUUUAGUUUAUGACAGGAGACCUAAACAUAUGAUGGAUUAGAUUUUAAAAUAAUCCUUUGAGAUGUGGUAUUAUAUUCUGUUUGCUUUCUUUCUGACCGUUAGAUGAGAGGAUUAAUCCCACUCUUGUGUUUGUAAAUGUGAUCAGCGUAGCUUAGUAUGAAGGCUGGAAACAAAUGAAAACAGCUAGCCCCCUUCUGUCCAAAUCAGCUGUAAAGCUCACUUACAAACAUUUUGUUUGUUUAAUCCCAAACUCCACUUGCUUAAGCUUUUUUUAUUUUCAUUUUUAACUUUUUUGAGUUAUGACAUGUACUUCUGUGUUAUCCUUGGACAGAACCAGCUAGCUGUUUACACAUGUUUCCUGUAUCUAUUCUAAGCUAAGUUAACAAUAUCUUGAGUGUAAUUUCAUAGUCCCACAAGAUGGCCAUGAGAGUGUACCUAUUUUUACUUCUGUGAAUAACCAUAUGUGUUCAACUACUAUUUAUUUAAAAUGUAAAUAUCAUAAUUUUAAAAACACAUUUUGAGACAUUAGCCUCAGUUUGUGCCACACACAUGCUAACGUACAUUUGGGUAGCAAAGCUAACUAUUGUGUCUUUUGGAUAACCAACAAACUGAAAGUAUUUUUCUAAAUUAUAUUAACAAACUAGAACAGGCUACAUACAUAUUGCAUCUUAUCUUUCAAGGCUUAGCUAUCUGGUUAAUGCGACUGACAUCUCUUACUUUCUAGAUUUAUUUAGUCCCUUUAGAACAGUGGUACAAACAACCUUCUGUAGAAUAUAUAUUUUUUAGAAAAUUAUACAAUUAGCUGUAUGUAUGCUAAUUAGCUAAUGUGUGGCUCAAACUGUGGCAUGCUGGACUUUUGAUUAAAGGGACAACAGAUGUUACACGUGUUUAAUUAUUUAUUGUUCUGUUGAUGUUUCCGUGAAUUUUUGUGACAUAAUAAAAGUUUUGAAAUGAAAAA
Messenger RNA from Mugil cephalus (flathead mullet), 3837 nucleotides. It is a transcript of the gene pla2g3, whose product is annotated as phospholipase A2 group III. The transcript is spliced from 7 exons. Gene Ontology annotation, biological process: arachidonate secretion; phospholipid metabolic process. Gene Ontology annotation, molecular function: A2-type glycerophospholipase activity. Bases 102 to 1916 code for a protein of 604 amino acids. Lineage: Eukaryota; Metazoa; Chordata; Actinopteri; Mugiliformes; Mugilidae. The record is from RefSeq and is a predicted model, not a curated record.